AUGGACCCGCGGACGUGGGCACGAGCCUUUUCGUCCACCAAGAAGCAGGAGCAGGCGCUGCAAUCGCAGCAGCAACAGAAGUCACAGAUCAUGUACACACAAUCAAACGGCUACGGGAGCAAAUCGUCGACGACAAUGAUGGCGGCGCCGCCGCUGCCACCGCCCGCCGUCAUCCCGGCGACGCUGGAGGCGAUCGCGAAGACGUCGCAUGCCAUGACCGACUUUGUCCACUCGCUCGGCGCCUUUGCCCAUGUCGAGCUCGAGCCCCUCGCCCGCGAAAUGGCCGACCUGCGCCUCGUGCUCGAGCUGCUGCGCGACGAGCCCGCUGUGCCGCGCGCGCUGCACGACCUCGUCGCGGGCGUCGCCGGCUGGUGCGCCGACGCCCUGGGCAGGGUCGACGCCGUCCUGGCCGAGUGCAGAGAAGGGCCGGCGCGCAGCGGCCGCUGGGCCGGCAAGGGCAAGAGCGAGGUCGCUGGCCUCAGGGCACGCCUCGAGGCGUACCGGAGGGCGUUGGCGCUGGCGCUCGAAGUGGCGACUCUGCCCUUCCCGUCAAAUAAGGAUUCCUUCCCGAUACAGGGUUCCGACGUGAGCCAAGAGGCCGAUGCGAUUCUCCAGAAGAUCAACCGCUUGCAGGCGCAGAUUCCGCAGGCCGAGUGGGGAAGCCGGCGGUCCAGGUUUACCCUGCAGAGCCAUUUGAAUGACAUGGCUGGUUAUGUCGAGGCCGUCGCGGGAAGAGAAAUAGUCACCACCUACGAGAUACCCGAGUCCCCGUAUCAGAUUAAUCCCGGCAGCAGGCCGGUUUCCAGGAAGAGCUCCUUGUCACUGAAGCGAAUGAGGAACGCUCUCACCCGCGUGGCUACGUCAGAGAGCCACACGCGCUCCUCCUCUAUUAGUUCCGAGUCAACGCCGUCGUUAGACCCGGCCGGCUCGUGGCAGCAGCAAGCACCUGAGGAAGAAUUUGCAGUGGCGGCCAAGACGCCAUCGCUUAUUAGGAUGCAGCACAGGACGGCCGUGCACCCCAGGGAUCUAGACGACUUAUCGGCAGUCAGGAGGGGCAGCCAUUCGUCGUCGUCGACGGCAAACAGGGUCUCCAAGACGUCGUCCAUGGCUUCGGAAGGCUUCCCGACGCCGGCGCCCACGCGACCCCUGCCCGCACUACCGCAGACCCGCCGCGUCUCGGACCAUGCCUCGGUCGAUAGCUCGAUACCCGGAUCGCCGCAGACGUCGCGGAACUCCAAGUCGUCGAGGACGGCGUCGACCAUCGACAGGGCGUCGCGGACGUCCUCGACGCGGACACCCCUGUCGCCCGUGUUCAAGGACCCGACGGUCGAGAGCCCACCCCUGUCACCCAAGCAUGUGACGCAGAUGAAGAUGUACCCUACCAACUCAAAGAUACCCGGCGAGAGGGACCAGCCCGCGCUGCAGAUGGACCUCUCGCCGAGCUCGACGAUCCUCUCGUACCGCAGCGGCAACAACGUGCUCAAGAUCUGGUCGCUCAGCGACGAGGGCGAGAGGCUCGAGGCGAGCAUCAAGUUCUCCUUCCUGGUCAAGGCGCAGACGCGGUCGCGCGACUUCUUUGUGCGCAGCCACGCCAUCCUCGCCGAGCCGACGAACCUGGUGGCCAUCGCCACGGGGUUCGGGACGACGGUCGAGGUGCACAACUGGCAGCGGAAGAAGAAGGUGCAGAGCUUCAGCGACGCCGACCGCUGGGCCUCGGUCCGCUCCGACGUCUUCUCGGCGGGCUGGAGCCCGCUGGCCAUCUACCGCGCCGAGAGCGACACCAUCAGCAUCUACCCGGCCGAGAAGGAGGGCAAGAAGCCCUUUGGCAAGCCCUACAAGAUCGACCUCAAGAAGGCCGGGCUGCCCCUGCUGCCCAAGUACCCGGAGCUCGCCUACUCGACGACGGGGCCCGUCCUGCUGGCCGCCUCGGGCCCGCGCCCGCCGCGCCUCGGCGAGCCGCCCUCGGGCAACGUGACGAUGCUCAUGGCGUGGGAGAUCAAGGACCCGGCCGCCGUGGCCGCGGGCCAGGUCGACCCGCACAUCCCCUACAAGUGGCUCAAGCCGCGGCACCCGGAGCUCGAGACGGCGCUGCCGACGUGCCUGUCGACGUACGGCAGCGUGGCGGUCUCGAUCUGGAUCCCGGCCGGGUACAGGUCCGUGCCCGCGCGGGGGAUGCCGGGCGGGUACCAGCUCGUGCCCGUCAGCGUGACGGAGCGACACGUGCUGGUCUGGGAGCUGCAGAGCAACAAGACGAGCACGUUUAGCAUCCCCGACGCGCUGUCGUGCGUCUCUCCGGACUGCCGGCUGCUGGCGUACUGCGACCCCAAGGGCGUCCGCUCCGGCGGCAGGGGCAAGAUCGCCGUGCUGGACGUCAUGAGCGGCGAGGAGCUCUGGCGGUGGCCGAGCCCGGAGCUGGCGCCCGGCCUGGCCGGGUGGGAGGCCCUCGAGGACCUGGGCCAGGUGGCGGACCUGGCGUUCUCCGGGGACGCGGGCGUGUUGUUUGUCGGCGGGGCGGACGGGAGCGUUGCUAUGUUCAAGGUGCAGGAGGGGGGCAUGGCGGCGGCGGCGGCAGGCAGGGAGGGGUGGGGAGGGUGA
This is a messenger RNA of Thyridium curvatum, 2595 nucleotides long. RefSeq lists its product as uncharacterized. Lineage: Eukaryota; Fungi; Ascomycota; Sordariomycetes; Thyridiales; Thyridiaceae. Bases 1 to 2595 code for a protein of 864 amino acids. The record is from RefSeq and is a predicted model, not a curated record. Gene Ontology annotation, molecular function: protein binding. The transcript has 3 exons.